This is a messenger RNA of Dreissena polymorpha, 5916 nucleotides long. RefSeq lists its product as uncharacterized. The transcript is spliced from 4 exons. Lineage: Eukaryota; Metazoa; Mollusca; Bivalvia; Myida; Dreissenidae. The record is from RefSeq and is a predicted model, not a curated record. Bases 1590 to 2693 code for a protein of 367 amino acids.
ACUUUAUUGACACAGAAUUAACGAAUGUUUUUGCAAAAGUUGGUAAAAGUUGUGGUAACUGCUCCAUAGAAAAAAAUCAUACCAUGUGGAACGCAACCUUAUUGUAACUUAAAUAGGAAUCAGAAUUAUUGUUUUUUUCACAAAUCUCUGACUCCACAGCCAUUCCCAAUAUGCCCAAUAUGUGAUAAAGUAAAACAAAAGAUCACAUCAAAUCACAGAACAAACAACCCGUUAUGGUGGAACACAAAUUCAAAAAAGUGGGCAAGCGACUAUUGGGAAAUUGGAAAAUGCUUUCUCCCUACUGACGGAUAUAGCAACGUUUCAUCAGUCCAGAAAUGCGACUUCAAUGGCGUGAUUAGCAUCUUGUGGAACUGCACACGUUUUCGUAAUUGUCUGUCCUCCUCAUGUCUGACAAGUCCACGAAGUGAUAAGCAACCUCUACUAAAAAUGGUCCGUCAGAUAGGAAGAGAUGUACGUCACACACCCGACUGCAAGGUGACAGAGUCUGAUCUGGAGGACUAUUUCCAGGCACUGUCCACGCUACUGACUGAUCCAAACUGCUUACAACAUGAUCACUCAGCAAUGCUUGCAUGCACAAAACUAAGAGAUUUGCAGAAUGAUCGCAUGUCCCUAAAAGAAGUGUGCGAGCUGUUGAAAGAGGUGUUGAAAGAGGCUGAUCAGUUGAAAGAGCGGUGUGAAGAGCUAUUGAUAGAGGCCGAUAAAAGACUUAAAUAUGCAAAAGAGGCCGGCGAAAGUUUUUCAAAGGAGGCUGAAAGAACCCUAGCAGAAGCUUUGCAAAAUAUAGAAUCUGCUAUACAGGCUGGUGAGCAACGAAUUGUCAGCAAGAUGCAGCUUGGGGAGCAACGAAUUGUCAGCAAGACGCAGCUUGGGGAGCAACGAAUUGACAGCACGACACAGCUUGGGGCACAAAAAAUUGAAAGCACGACGCAGGCUGGGGAACAACGAAUUGACAGCACGACGCGGGCUGGAGAACAACGAAUUGAAACAAAGGGACACGAUGUGGAACAAGACCUUGAAAGAAAAAUAAAGGAUGGGACACAACACAUCGCAUGCAUGUGCAGGAUGGUAUUGGGAGCUUGCAGCAGGCAGCGAACAAAACUGAAGCAGAAGACUAUGAACGAGGCGUAGCAGAUCUUCGACAACGUUUGAUGAGACAUUACGAUGACAAGACUUGCAAUGUACCUCUUUCAAUGCUAGAUGACAGUCUUGAAAAGCGAAUAACAGACGUAUAUGCAUCGCCUAAAUUACACCAAAUCAAAAUAGAAAAAGAUGGGAAACGCGUGAAACAUGUACAAGUACUGACCUACAAAGAACUAUUUUACACUGACGAUAAAUCCAAUCAACGUAUAUACAUACAGGGCGAACCCGGGAAAUCUACAUUUGCAGUAAAGUUAGUUCAUGAUUGGUGCAAACAAAAUCAGACUGCAUCGGCAGCUCCAAUAGAAAAUGCAGCGUUUGGAGAUUUGUUAACCAUUCACAAAUUCAAGUUGUUAUUUUUCAUCACGUUGAGAAAUUCUAGAGAAAAGAAAGGCGUGGCGGAGAUGAUAAAGGAGCAGCUAAUUAAUUAAAUGUUUUUAGAAGCCAAACGCGCCGAUGUGUACACACUUUUGCAUAAAAUAAUAGAAACUGAAACUGAAAUUUGCCUUGUAGUACGAGAAGGUCUCGAUGAAUGGGUGUCUCCUGGUAGUAAAGACCUACCUGAACCUUCCAUGGCUGGAUUUCCAAAGGAAACGUGCACAGUACUUACAACAUCUCGACCAUGGAAGCUGGCUGAUGAACGUAUCAAGAACUCACAAAUCGACAGUCUGAUAGAGAUCGAGGGGAUAAGCAAUCCAUAUUUAUUUAGUGAACCUAUACUUCGAUGCAUAAUUGAUCAGAGGAAAAAUCUAGAAGAAACAGUGAACAAAUUUAACGAUUUCGCAAAACGUCAUAAGCUCAAAUCGUUAUCAUCUUCACCAAUGUUGUACGUGCUGGUCAUAUAUAUCUGGGAACACACAAUUGAGGAACGGGAACAUUUGAAAUCAUGGUCAUUGUGUUCUCUGUACACUGCUAUGCUUGAAAGUCUGUGUAAAAAGGCUCACAGUGUCCCUGGAUAUUUUAACCCCCCACCAGUGCAAUAUUUUUCUAAUCCAAGUUACCUACAGCCAAACAUUGAACACUUAGAUAACGUAGCAGAAGUAGCGUGUCAAUUGCUCUUCUCUUCUGAAAGAGAAUCAUCGAUUGUUUUCGAUGACAACACAUUGUCAAACCAUCCUAAAACGUUUGCAGAUUGCAAGAUGUUCGCUCUUAGGGCAGGAAUAUUUACAAACAGGAAAAAUAAAUGUUGGAAAGGGAGCUCGAUUUCGUUCAUACACAAAACUGUGCAGGAAUUUCUCGCAGCAUAUCAUAUCGCCUGUAAUCCAAAUGUCAUUGAUGACAUCAUUUCCAGAUAUCUUAACUGCUACAAUGAUUCAUAUCUGGAAAUAUCGCAAGUUUUCAUAUUUUUGUGUGGAAUGAACAUUUCGUCUGCGAAUAAACUGUCGGCUUUGAUGAAUCAAUGCGACAUUGAUUAUUGUUUUCCUAAAGAGUUUUGUCCCUGUGCUUUUCAAUCAAUCAUUGAGUCUGGAAUCAGUGAGGCAUUAGCCAACAAACAGGAUGGCAUUUGCCUCAAACUCAGUCACGUUUGCUUGUAAUAUAUUUAAAUUUUACCUAAUGUAAGGCUAACUGCAUUUUUGUAAUGCAUACUACUACUACUACUACUACUACUACUACUACUCCUCCUCCUCCUCCACCACCACCACCACCACCGUUCACAGUGACAAAAACGUAUUCACACAAUGGCUGCUACUACAACUUAUAGCCCAUAUUUUUAUGGCAAAAUGCUGCAUUAGCAUUCAUAAUUUACAUUAACGAAAUUAAUUUUGAUUUUCUUGUUGUCUUAUCAAAAUGACGUAAUGUUAAACCCUUUCCCACUCAGAAGCAAAGUAAAAAUGGCUAUGUGCAAGCAGAAUAAAACUUGAACAGCCUACCAGUAACUUGCAGUCUGUUCAGGUUUCAUGCUGUUUGUUGCUCAUCGGUAUCUAAGGGUUGGAAAAGAAGCCUUAAAAUCUUGAAUCUAGUAAGAAAUGUAAUUACCUGGUUUUCAUGUUCUUUUAUAAAAAUUACAUGUUUUAAAUGAGUCACAACGGGCAAUCCCAAGCACUCCAAUUAAAAUUCAGUUAUGGUAUGUUGUUGUCGUUUGUUUUUUCGUGCAUUGUUUAGCACGCAAUAUAUGUUCUCUUGUUAUUGGGUAUCUCAUUGUAAAUGUUCAUUAAAUAUUACUUAUAAUAAUUGAUAAUUAUUGACAUUUUGACAUACUGUUUUGUUGUUAUUUGUUGUUAUCACUAUUUCUUUAGCAUAAUAUUAGCCAGUUUCACAGUUGAACACGAGAUAAAACUACUGAUGAAAAUAUUCAUUUCGGAAAAAAACUUAAGUUGCCUUUUACCCAUGCAUGAUUACAUUAUUGUCCCCUACCGGUUUCACCGGAGGGGACUUAUGGUUUGCGCUCUAUAUGUCCGUCAGUCUGUGAGUCUGUCACACUUUUCUGGAUCCUGCGAUAAAUGUAAAAGUUCUUAAUAUUUUUCAUGAAACUUGAAACAUGGAUAGAUGCCAAUAUGGACAUUAGGCACGUCAUUUCAUUUUGUUCCUACGUCAAAAAUUCUGGUUGCUAUGGCAACAAAUGUUUAUAUAAAAACAAUUCUGACAAUGGUGGAGCCGGUAGGGGACAUAUAUUGCUUGGCAAUAGUCUUCUUAUUAUAUACUGUUUAUUGAGAUCUUGUUAUUAUUAAACACUUAACUGAAACAAACAUUGCAAAACAAAAUGUGGUAAAAUAUCAAACUAGCAUAUUAAUGAGCUUAAUGCUCUACCUUGUAUUACAUCUGAAAUAGAAAAGAUGUGUCUUUAGUUGUAAAUUCAUUUUUAUUUUAUCCUUUAACCCUUUCCCUCUUAGAAGCAAAGUGAAAAUGGUUAUGUGCAAACAGCAUAAAACCAGAACAGUCUGUGAGUAACUCUCGUAGUCUGUUCAGUUUUUAUACUGUUUGCUACUCAUCAGUAUCUAAGAGUUGGAAAUGAAGCCUUUAAAACUGGAAUCCAGUUAGAAAGGUCUUUAAUAAAAUUGAACUUAAAUACUACAAAUGCAUCAAAAUACUUGUCUUAGUGGGAAAGGGUUAAAACAAUGAAUAAGGUUAGGCAUUUAACACGUUUAGUAGCAAGCUGACUAUCAAAAGUCUAUAUAUGAUCAGAUGUUUUCUGCUCAGAACGCUGCUGACUCUCGAUCAUAAGGUGUGGUGUGGGCUGUGGCACUGUAUUAUAACUUUUAUUUUUGUUAUUGACAUUUUCUUGUAAAUAAUUAGUUUGGUAAAUGUAAUUAGUGCUUGUAAGAUACAGCAACGUAAGUAUUAUUCUCUUUUUGUGUUUCUCUUAUUAGCCCAUUGUAGCAGAGGCUGCUCAUGGUUUUCUAAAGUGAUCGCCUUAUAUCCGUCCUCUGUUGUUAUUCAUUGCCUUGUGAAAACGUGACUCCACAUUAAUAGCACAAUCUUCAUUGCUGUAAGUCACAUUUUGUGCAAUGAAACUUUUAUAGUACAUUUAUCCCAAUUGUAUCUUGUCCUAGUUCAAAAUUGGGUCAUGUGGAUUCGAAAACUACGUCACUAGGUAAAAGAAAAGAAAGAAGUUUUAUGAACACUAGAGGUCACAUUGGAUCAAACGCUAGGCUGUUUGCUUAAAUUCUUAAAAAGGCUUGUGAACACUCGAGAGACAACAUUUAUUGCCUAAUCUUCAUGAACAUUUGUCCCAAUGAUAUUGUCAAGUUCAAAAUAGGGUCAAUUGGGGUCAAAAACCAGGGCACUUAAUUGUCCAAAUUAAAGAAAAAGCUUGUGAACAUGCAAGAAGCAACAAUUUGGGUCCAAUCCGUAUGAAACUUUGUCAGAACGUUUAUUCUAUAGAGUUUUUGCUCUAAUUGAAAUAUGGUUCUGGUCCAUCGAACAAUAUGGCCGACAUGAGGCCUGUGAGUUUCUUUAUAUGGCUAAAGUAAAUCAAUCUGAACACUAUUAAAGUCAAAUUGUUGACCCACUCCCAAUAUAUGUUGCUAAAAACAUGAAACAAAUUGUGUUGUUGUAAUACCUGGGAUGAGUUACAAAAUGUGUGUGUUUUUUUAAACAUAAAGUUAUCUUAUACAAACAAUUGCAUCAAUUGCUGCAGAUCCACAUACAUAAUAAUAUUAUUUAUUUUCUGCUUCAUUUAUAUGUCCCUCUGGUCCAGUAAGCAAGAUAGCCACCAUGAGGCCUCAAAGAUAUCCUAAUGUUGCUGUAGUGAAUUGAUUUUAACAGGCUUGAAGACAAAUUUUUUACCAACUCAUGGAAGUUGCUUAGAACUUAAAGCAAAUGGUUUUGUUAUGACACCAGGGAUGAGUUAAAAACUUAUUGUGUUUCCUUCCAAAACAUGGCUGCAUGUAUUGGGGUAGUUGUUCUUUAUAAGUCUUUUGUAAAACUUUGUGAACACUACCAGAUCGGAACAUUUGAGUUCCCCGGGGUCUCAGAUGAGUGACUUAGGGUCUUUUGCUGGCUUGUACAUAUAUGCGGGUAUUCUGAUUUACUAAUGUUUGGCUUUCUUGGUGUGUCAAUUUUACUAAACUGCAGCUUUCGAUAUUUACUUUAUCUGUGUAUUAUAUUAUUUGUUUAUGCUUUUUCGGAGUUUGCAUAGUUAUAUUGUCAUGUGAUUUGCUUUUAAAUAAUGCAAGUUAAAUUACAGAAGUCUUGUGCAAAUAUGUUGCACAAGUUUAACGCAUACAUGUAACUAAUAAUCGGCUCACGUCAUUUUGAAUAAUGGGUAAGUAAUAACAUAAAGUCGUCAUAUACAGACAAUGGCUUCAAAUGCUGGAG